Molecule: messenger RNA, 1968 nt
Organism: Fusarium coffeatum
Lineage: Eukaryota; Fungi; Ascomycota; Sordariomycetes; Hypocreales; Nectriaceae
Exons: 2
Coding region: 1-1968 (655 amino acids)
Source: RefSeq, a predicted model, not a curated record
AUGUUGCGCAACGCCAUGCUCGGUCCAUCGGCGCGCGCCAACAUGCGCUACCGGUUCAGAUCCUCACCGUUACCAUCUCAUCGGAGAGUACAGUCCGGUGGCCCUUUCCAGGCUAUGCGACCGCCAUCACCGGAAGAGCUCGGUGCGCCUAGGCGGGCGAAAGAAUAUAAAGGUGGAAGGCGAUGGGCUAGGAAGCUGCUGAUUAUAUCGGCCGUGGGAGGUAUAAUAUAUCUUGGUGACCGUCAAAUAUAUGCCUCAGGGUUUGGACGCUCGCUGCGCACAUUUGGAACUGGUUUGCUCGUGGCCUUCGACUACAAGCUGAACUUUCGACCGCAGCCUCUUACAGGCGGAACUGUACAGGACUUGCAUAACCGCAAUGCUGAACGGCUAUUCAACUUGUUGCGUGCCAACGGAGGACUGUACCUCAAGAUCGGGCAGGCCAUCGCGAUGCAGAGCGCCGUGCUUCCACCCGAGUUUCAAAAAAUGUUCAGUCGUAUGUUUGACGAUGCGCCGCAGGACGAGUGGACUGAUGUUGAAGCUGUGAUACGCCAGGACUUUGGAAAGAGUGUUGAAGAAGUAUUUGGCGUUAGCUUCAUAGGCAAGGAGGGCAUGGGACUAAUGGAGCGCAAAGCUCGGGCGAGUGCAAGUGUUGCUCAGGUUCACUGGGCUAGACUUGCAGACGGACGGGAAGUUGCUGUCAAGAUCCAGAAACGAGAAAUUGCCAAACAAAUAUCGUGGGAUCUGUGGGCUUUCAAAACAGUUGCGUGGAUCUAUUCAAAAUGGUUUGAUCUCCCGUUGUAUAAAAUGGUGCCCUUCAUCACGGAGCGGCUUGAGUUGGAAACCGAUUUCGUCAACGAGGCCAAAAAUUCUGAGAAGAUGCGAGAACUGGUUAACGGAGAGAAGUCUUUGAAAGGACGAGUUUAUAUCCCCACAGUAUAUCCCGAAUUUACGACAAAACGGGUUCUUGUGACUGAGUGGAUUGAGGGCAUAAGGCUUUGGGACAAGAAAGCAAUGACUUCCAGAUGGCUCGGAGGACACGGAAACGGCUCACCCGGUGCUGAAAGUUCACUACCCAGAAUCGACCUCGAAGCCGCUCGACGCGAGCUUCGUACGCGGCCCUACCAGGAGAAUCUCAAACCAGAGCGUCAAGAAUGGAGAGGUCGACGAGGCCGAGGUGGACUGGGGUUGUCCCCGCGAGAAGUCAUGACUACCAUGGUGGAUUUGUUUUCUGCGCAAAUUUUCAAAUGGGGAGUCGUUCACUGUGAUCCGCAUCCAGGUAACAUUUUUAUCAGACGUCUACCCAACGGUCGCGCAGAGCUCGUACUGAUUGACCAUGGGCUGUACGUGUAUAUGUCUCCAAAAUUCAGAAACGAGUACGCUACAUUCUGGAAGGCGCUUAUGACUUUCGACAACAAGACGAUUUCGCGGGUGACGGAUGCAUGGGGUAUAAAGGCGGCAGACCUCUUCGCAAGCGCGACAUUGCUGCGACCAUACGAGGGCGGGGACAAUCGUACCCGUAAUGGUAUUAUGAAGGGACUUGAGGGCAAGACACCCGCCGAACGACAUUACGCUAUGCAGCAGCGAAUGAAGCAAGGAAUUCGGGAAAUGCUAGCAGAUGAAGAGAAGUGGCCGCAAGAGCUGAUUUUUAUCGGUCGAAACAUGAGGAUUGUACAAGGUAACAACCAGUACCUGGGCUCUCCUGUCAACCGCGUCAAGAUGAUGGGUGAAUGGGCAAGCCGCAGUCUCUUCGAAGACCCCCAGUUACCAUUGAGUCAGCGCCUUCAAAACCGCUGGCGCCAUGUCAUCUUCAAGACAGUCAUGGCAGCAUCAGAUAUAGCCUUCUACAUGUUCAAGCUGCGCCAAUGGCUGGGCCUCGGAGGAGGCAUGGAGGAUGAGAUGGAAAAGAGAAUGAAGGACGUCGCAUCAGACUUUGGUAUCGAGCUUCAGCACGAUGUAUUCGACGGAUGA